UUAAGAACCGUCGGGUUUGAAGUCUAGCAAAGACGAGAGAGACAAGGGGAUUGUGAAUUGUGAGUUGGUGAAUUCAGGGGAAAGGAAAACGGAUAUCGCUCAGAACAUAAAUUUGAAAUUUGACGAAGGAGAAGCUUUCGCAACAAACCAAUUAUAAAAUGGAAGAAGGCACAGAAAUGACGAAGGAGAAGAUGAGGAUAUUUGUGGGAGGAUUGGGGGAAAGCGUGACGGGCGAUGAUCUGAAGAGGUUGUUCGCGUCUUCGGGAAUGGCAGAGGAAGUGGUCAUUGUGAGGACCAAAGGCCGCAGCUUUGCCUACGUCGACUUCUCUCCCUCUUCCAUUAACUCCCUCUCCAAGCUCUUCAGCACUUAUAAUGGGUGUGUCUGGAAGGGAGGGAGGCUGAGGCUUGAGAAAGCUAAAGAACAUUAUCUUGUUAGUUUGAAACGAGAGUGGGCAGAAAAAGCUGAACUUGCUAGUAGGAGACUUACCAACAGUUAUAAUGCAGAUGAAGACAUGGCCUCCUACGACAAGCCUAAGAAAGUCAUCAAUUCUGAAAGAAAGCAACUUCGGAUUUACUUUCCCAACUUAAGAAAGGUGAAAUUAAUGCCUUUGAGUGGAACUGGCAAACACAAAUACAGUUUCCAACGUGUUGAAGUAGUUCAUUCUCUCCCUAUCCAUUUUUGUGAUUGUGAAGAGCAUUCCAUAUGUCAUCCCACUGCAAAGGAAAAACAAACUUGUGAUCUGGAAACCCGAAGUGAUGGGAUAAGUGAGGAAGAGCUUAACAUAAUGAAUUCAGUGAUGAACAAGCUCUUUGAAAGAGAAAACCUAUUAGAUGCUGUAGGCAGUGGAAAGGGACUGGCCAAAGGAAGAGAUAAUUCCAUCAAAUCUGUUCAUAUGUUGCAAGUUAAUGAGAAUGAAGAAGCUUCUGGAACAGAUGAGGAUAACCUCAUAAUUAAUGUGAUGACUAGGAGAAACAACAGGAUGGGCAGCAACAACAUGAUGGCUUUUAUAGGUGGCCAGGGAAAGGAAAGAAUUUCUGAAAAUAAGGAAUCAGGAUUCAUACGAACUCAAACCUCUAUGGAUGGGCAAAAUCUGAACGUGCUCAAACUGCAGAAAAAUAAUGUUGUACCUCCUUACAAAAAAAGGAAAUCACUUUUCAAUCAAGAAAGUAAUGGAAAUGGACCUCCGCCUGCCAUCCCCAAAGGCAAUGGGGAGUUGAAAACCCCUUCUGAUGAGUCGGCAAUACUCUUGGGAGCUCAACUGGCUGAACCAGAAUCUGGUAUCCAACAAUCAGCAACACUUCCAUCAUUGUCCCGGAAGUCUUCCUGGAGAAAACUUCUCCGUGAUAGGGGCAACAAUUUCAGCAUCUCACAUAUAUUGCCAGGCAUUAGUUCUAGUGAGGAAGAGCAACUAAAAUCAAAUUCCUUUGUGCCCGACUCCACUGUCAGCAAAAAUGACGACUUGGUAAGUCAUGGAGAUCACUUGGAGAGUAAGUUGGGUGAAACAACUAAAGAGGAGCUCGUGGAAACUCAGCCUUCCAGCCAUACUGCACCUUCAACUAAAUCCAGUAGAGGUGCUUCAUGGCUCCAGAAGUCCUCGUGGACACAGUUGGUUGGCGAAAAUAAGAGUAGCUUAUUCAGCAUUGCACAAAUUUUGCCUGAUAUUUCUUAUGGAAAGCAAGUCAUAAUGGAGCUCAAUGAUGUGGUCAUUGUUGAUUCCAACGACAGCAAGCAGAAGGGUCUGGGGAAACAUGAUGAUGGUAAAUCUAUUGGAGAUGAUUCUUUAUCUUUGGAAAUGGGAAAGGAUGAGAGUGUCAUUAGGAGUACUCUAGAGAAGAAUCGACAGACUGUUUUGGGCAAUAGUGAGGCUCCUUGUCGAAUAUCUGAGAAGAAACAUGAUUCAGCAUCAAAGUUGGCGUCUGCUGGGAAUAUUAGUAUAGGAGAAACAUGUUCUUUUAUGAGAAGUGCCACUUCCUUGAAAGAGUGGGCAAAAACCAAGGCUACCAUAAGUGGAUCGAUCCACUCGAGAAAAAGUAGGGAGAAGUAGGUGUUUGAAGGGGACGUUUUUUGACUUCUUGGUAAUCUUGAGGGAAGAAUUGUACCCAGACAACAUUAAGAUGAGCGCCUUUUUAAAUGUUUGCUUGAUUGGGGUUUUACUUCGUA
Messenger RNA from Carya illinoinensis, 2161 nucleotides. Its product is annotated as protein REPRESSOR OF SILENCING 3. The transcript is spliced from 4 exons. Bases 159 to 2045 code for a protein of 628 amino acids. Gene Ontology annotation, cellular component: nucleus. Gene Ontology annotation, molecular function: RNA binding. The record is from RefSeq and is a predicted model, not a curated record. Lineage: Eukaryota; Viridiplantae; Streptophyta; Magnoliopsida; Fagales; Juglandaceae.